AUCGAUACUUUUGUACCUCUCGUUUCGUUGGACCGGACCUCCACUUCAAACUUCAACGAAUUUUUUGAAGCAAUUUUGUGUAUGUCUUUUCGGCAUAGUGGUUUGUGUUAAUUGUUUUUAUUAAUAGCAAAAAGUAUUGAAAGUUAACAUUAAUCCUAUGUUCCAAAAUGUUUAAAACCAAGUCAGAGGUUGAUCGCCAUGUCAACAGUUGCUUAAAAAAGAUUAAUAAUGAGACUGAGAGAAACUUAAGAUGUUUCUCAUUCGCCAAACUGUACUUUAACGUUGGCGAUUAUGACCAAGCUUACAGAUACAUCUCCUCUUACCUAACUGUCAAACCAAAAUCUGCAGAGGGAUAUCAAUUAUUAGGAAAAUCGCUAGAGAAGUUAGGGAAAGUAGAUGCAGCCUUAGAUGCAUUCAAGCAUAGUCUGCAGAUUGAUCCAAAACAAAAUAAUUUAGUAAUAAAAGUCUGUGAGUUAAUGUCAUGUGACAACGUGGAACUGGACCUAUCAGGAGCGAGAUACUUCUGUGAUCUAGCUCAAUCAUUUGAUCCAAACAAUUCAGCUGUACGUAGUUUAAGAGAAAGGUUGAUAACAACAAAAGAUAGUCCAUAUGAAAUUUCGCAACUACUACUAAAAGAACUAGAAGUCCGACCGACUGAUAUUAAACUUAGAAUCAAAUUGAUUAAACACUUCCUUCAGAACAACAUGAUUAAAGAAGCUUAUAAACAUGCAUCAGCUAUCGAAGAAAAAGACAUUCCUAGUUUUUAUAACAAUAUAAACUGGUACGAAAAUUUUGCUGAGGUCCUGUUAAGGUUCCAGAAAGAUGUAUCGUUGGAUUCAGAAAUUAACUGGGACUUUUGGUUCCUUUCGGUAUCAGUUUUAGAACGACUAGUUGCUCUAAGUAUAGAUGAUCGAUACAACAUCAGUAGUUCUGUUGAUUGUGUUACAGCUACCUUUAAUCUGGACCAGAUGUUGUAUAAAGCAUCGCAAAAUAUCUCCAGCUGCCCAGAUCGGAACUUGGUAUCGAUUUUUUUGCGCCACUAUCAAAUGCAGUUGUAUUUCCAUUACUCGACACUGUUAUUAAAGCAAGGGAGAAAAGAUUUAAUACCUUUUAAGGAAGCAUCCAAUCUCGCGUUACCUACUCUCUUCACUGCUUAUCACUCAACUCCCAUAGACUUACAAAGUACCUGGUUUUUACAAUCGUCUGAACAAAACAAGAAAAUGGUACAAAAAUGGUAUAGAGACUCGUGCUAUAGGUUCUCCCAAACUGGUCACGUUCUCUUAGCAAUGGCUAAAGAUAAAAAAUCGAUAGUACUCGAAAAAGCAGCACAGUAUUCUUCAGGAAUGUGGCGAGAACAGUUGUUCAAGAAACUUUUUGUUAAAAGAGAGCACCAUCUCAAAAUAUCAUCCAGCUUCUUUGUUAAUAACGUCCCACCAGUUGACCCGACCAUCAAACUACCAGAUGCAACAGAUUUGAGCAAAUUUGACGAGAUUUCUCAACUGUCUUACCCAAAUUCAUUACACCAUUACAUCUGGAUAAUGCUUAAUGGUAGUAUGGCAGAUGUGAACAUUGUUACAUUCGAAGGUUUACAAUAUUCAACCAAAAAUUUAACUAGCUGUUCUGCCGAGUCAAUAAAUCUUCUCGAUAUUUUUUCAUUUAUUUGCUGUGCUACGAUGUGUGCCAGUUCCAAUUUGAAUGACAAUAAACUGUCAUAUUAUGUCACUUUGCCAGCGUCGAUAACAGCAAAUUUAGGGACAAUUCAACAAGCGAAUUUCAUCGAAUCUGCUUAUAAGAUGUACAAAAACGAAGCCUGUUCUCAAUUAGGAGAUAUAAGAGCGUUAUUGAUCAAAGGUAUCGAAGUGGUGAGGUGUAUAGGCCACCAUGGUUUAGAUAUUAAGAUUUUAGUACAACUGGCAAAUAUAUUUGAAGAACGGUCCAAAAAAUUGACCAAACAAUCUGAAAUCGACUUUAACAUUGCCCGAGCUGAAUUGUACUGGAAGACUGCUUUGCCUCUUUUAGAAAAAGUAAAGAAUGAUCAAAAGAUCGCCUACACCAACAAUAGACUAUUCCAGCUGAAAUCAAACGAAGUGACACCAUGUGAAGCAAAAGAUUUUAUCGAAAAGGGUCUAUUGUUCAUAGGUACGCAGUUAAUGAAGAAAAAAGACCACGAUCAAGCACUGGCUAUAUUUGAACAGUUAAAAGAUCCCUACGCAAGUUAUCACCAGUUUGAAAUUUAUAAGCAAAUUGCAGACAAAAAAAUUAACGGUAACAAAAUUGAAGGUAUUGGCAGUGAAAAGAAACGUGAAGUUACUUUGUUCCUAACCAAAGCUAGAGAUUGUUUGUAUCUUACGUUAGAUCGUUUGAGGGGCUCUACAGUCGACCCUAAACAUCCAAUAAACUCAAAAAUCGGUACCGAACUAGAACAAGUAGACAGACUUUUGUUAGAUAUGGAAUCGGAUGAUCUAUUUUCAGAUGUCAACCGUUCUCUGGAAAUGAGCACCAGCGAGCAAUACCUAUCAAGCUUGACGCAUGUCAGUCAUAGUGCUUACACGCCCAAACUGGGCACCAGUUUGCUAAACCAGUCUACUCCGAUGAAACAGAGCAUGUUACGCCAAGAGGCCAGACCGAGUCCAGAAAGAAUGGAUGCUCAGAUUCGAGAGUUGAUGUCCAUGAAAGAUUCGAUCUUUACGCUUGUUGCUGAGCAAAAUAGAAAUAUCGCUGAGGUGCAAAAGAGUCUAGUCGACAAGUUGAAUUCGGUUGUUGAUGAACUGAGAUCGAUCAAAAAGGAAGUGGAGACAUUGAAAGAUGUUACUAAGUCGGUUAAUGAUAUUAAGAACUCCAUAGAUGAUUUUCAAAACGUGACGGAUGCUAUACAGGAAAUGAAAAAAGAACUGAUAGACUUUAAGAAAAGUGAUACCAAAAAUCAACUCAGCGACGAAGAUUUGUAUAUACUUGAUCCAGACUACGGCGUGGACUACAACAUCGGUUCUACAGCUAGUACGUUUCCGACUGCAGUACCAGGAACUUACCCGAACUUCCCAGCUGGCAGGAUUCCAAAUCCCAGCCACGUGGCAGCUGCCUAUGGUCCUCCUGUGCUCUAUCCCGGUCUCUACCCGGGACUACCUUAUGGCUACGGUGGACUCAAUUUACAGCCAGGUACCCUUCCAUUUAUGCAAGACCAACAAGCCCCGAACAUAUCAACAUCUGUAGCGUCUCAUCUGCUCACAGGCCAGCCCGCUUUAAGCCAAAACUUAGGUUUAGAAGCUCUAAGCGGUCAGAUAUUGACCCAAACUGCACCGCCUCCAUUCAUGAGAGAACUACCUAAAGAUUUAAGCGGUACUACCACUCACACACCUAAAAUUACUCCAGCACCGUCGAUCUUUGGAAAAGCUCCGCCUGUGAACGUGGUUAUAACCACUUCAGACCCUCUACCUGCACAAAACACCCUAACUAACCAGCCAGUGCUGUCUGUGACGAUUCCUCCACAACAUAUCAAAGGUAACUUCUUGAAACCCGACGCUACAGCUAACCCACCCGAAUUGGAACCACCUACUUUUAGUUUGACACCAAAACUGAGCAUUUCUGGACUGAAUAAAACGUUGAACGAAAGUAACGCAAGUAAUGCUUCAGCGACUGAAGAUUUUGAACCAAAUGUGAAUUUCAAACCUCUGAUUCCUCUACCCGAUGAAGUUCCUGUAAAAACUGGCGAAGAAGGCGAAACUGAGCUCUUCUGCGCACGCGCGGAGUUAUUCCGACAUUCAGUCAUCGGUGACGUAAAGGAGUGGAAGCAAAGAGGCAUCGGUAACAUCAAAAUCGUCAAAAAUCCCAUAACAAAUAAAUACAGAGUCGUCAUGAGAAGAGACCAAGUCCUUAAAAUAUGCGCCAAUCACUACAUCACCGCCGAUAUGGUCCUCAAGGAGAUCCCCACCAAUAACAGAUCCCUCAUGUGGGCAGCCCAAGAUUUCUCUGAAGGAGAGAUCGCGAAAGAAACCUUCUUGGUUAAGUUUAAACUUGCUGAGGACGCCAAGAAGUUUUCUGAAGUCUUCGAAGCUGCUAAAAAGUCUUCGAAGUCUACAAAAGUAGAAACUAUCGAUCUUACCAAGAAAGAAACUCCAAAGAGUGCAUCAAGUACUACGUCUUUGGGAGGUUUUGUUUUUACUGGCACUCCAACGUUCUUGCCCAAGGAUGUUGUUACAGCAACACCAGUUGCAGAAGUUAAAGAAGCGAGCAAACCAGUGACACCUUUCUCCACGUUCGUCUUCGGAAAAACUGAAGCCAAGGCAGAACCCAUUAAGUUUACUCCCUUGGUAAUUACCCAAGAAAAGGAAAAGGACGACAGAUCGUCCCCAGUGGAAGAAUUUGUACCUACUGCUGAAUUCAAACCUCUAAUACCUCUACCAGAACUCGUAGAGAUCAAAACCGGUGAAGAAAACUGUGAGAUUUUAUUUGAAGAGAGGGCCAAAUUGUUCAGGUUGGACACAAGUGGAGAAACUAAAGAGUGGAAGGAAAGAGGUGUUGGUGUAAUGAAAAUAUUGAAAGACGAAUCCGUCAGACUUUUGAUGAGAAGGGAUCAAGUCCACAAAGUUUGCUGCAAUCACAGAAUCCUCAAAGAUAUGAUCUUCAAAAUGAACUCGAAGAAUCCCAAAGCGAUCAUUUGGAGCGCCCAAGAUUUUUCUGAGGGUGAACUGCAAAAAGAAAUGUUUACUAUACGUUUCAAGACUGCCGAGAUCGCUAGUAAGUUUUUGGAAACGAUACAAAAGGAGCAGAGCAAUCUCAACGAAAGUGGGAACUUUUCUGUGAAAGAAAAUGUGAAUGUUGCUAAAAAUCAAGCAGCACCAGCUCUGGGCGCUUUAAAGGUCGAACCUGUCGGCUUCGGUGACAAAUUCAAGGCAAAAGCAGGUUCCUGGGAAUGCAACACUUGUAUGAUUAGAAACGACGCUAGUGCCUCUGCUUGCGUAGCUUGUAACACGUCCAGGACUCCUGCAACAGGUCAGAACGUCGAAGAGAAGAAGACUGUCACGUUUAACUUCCUCACGAACGCACAACCUGCCACGAAAACGACACCAGUAAUGGGAUUCGGUGACAAGUUCAAGCCUAAGCCUGGAUCCUGGGAGUGCAAAACUUGUAUGAUCAAAAAUGAAGGGAAGGACUCUAAAUGUGUAGCAUGCGAGACUCCUAGAGAAGGUGGAUUGAAGCAGAACAUUAAACCAGACGUCAAAACAGCCGUCCCUGAGCAGAAGUUCGUCUUCGGCAUUCCAAAUACCGCCCCCAUCAACUUAAGCGGCCAAAACAAGCCCUCCAUCAUUCCUGAUAUAAACGCAGCUGCAAGCACGCCAAACACGCCGGAACAAAAGUGGACUUUCGGCAUUAGCAAGACCACACCGACGCCUAUAACGUUUGGUAAAGACGCCACACCAACUACCCCCAUAACGUUCGGGAAAGAUGCCACCCCAGCUACCCCUAUUACGUUUGGUAAAGACGCCGCCCCAGCUGCCGGCGCUAACAAGUCUACUCCAGCGACGGCGAACCAGAAUAGUUUUUCUUUCAUUUCGCCCACAAAGCAAGAAUUUGAGUUCAAGCAGAGACCUCCGAGGAGGGUCAGCCAGGGACAUGAUGCAGAAUCAGAUGCGGAUGGUAGUUACGUAGAAGAAGAAGAAGAUAACAUUUACUUCAAGCCUGUAGUUCCUUUACCGGAGAAAGUUCAAGUGAAAACCGGUGAAGAAGACGAAGACGUCUUGUACUCUCAUAGGGCCAAACUGUUCCGAUACAUUGGAGGCGAGUGGAAAGAAAGAGGUCUUGGAGAUAUCAAGAUACUUCGUAAUAGAUUUUUUGGAAAAUUGAGGGUUGUAAUGCGCAGAGAACAAGUGUUCAAAAUAUGUCUGAAUCAUACCCUCACGAAAGACAUAGAAUACCUUGACAAAGAUGAAAAAUCUAUUAUGUUUGCGGCUGCCGACUUUUCCGAAGGCGAAAUAGUCAAUGAGAAAUUCUGUGUGAGAUUCAAGAACGCUGAAAUUGCUGCAGACUUCAAGAAGGCCAUUCGUGAUGCAUUGGAUGGAAAACCUACCGAAGAUGAACUUACUUCAAAGAAGACUGAAGAAGAUGUGGUUGUAAUAUCCGAGACCCAAGUCACACCGGAAGAGGAACAAGAAGCGAUAAAACUAGGACUUCCGCCCAAGUUCAUGUCUUAUAAACAAUUACCAGACUGUAAGUGCGAACAAUGCAAAAAGGACGACGAGUAUUUGAAGGCUCUUUUCGCUACAGAAGCUCCAAAGAAAAUCGAUAGCUCAGCCACUCCGUCUAGCAAAUUUUCCUCCUACACUACUCCCAAACUAAGACAGCCUAAGGCUAUGACAAAAGAGGCUUCUCCUUCUCCGAAUAAGUCUGGUUCACUUAUCAAACCAGCUAUUCUAACUCCUCCCAGUACUAAUCAAACAUUAUCUAACGUGUCUUUGCCUGCAACAUCAAGUACUAACAUAUUUUCUUCAUCAAACAACUCAUUCAAUACUGGUGGUCUAUUUUCGAGUACCAAUUUAUUCGGAGGUGAAACUCCAAAUAAGGAAAAUACCACUGUGUUUAAUAAGAAUAUUGCAACUGAUGUUAAAACUACUCCUGUGUCUAGCUCAGCAUUUUCUUCUGGCUCUAGUAUAUUCAGCUUCGAUUCUCAACAACCAUUCAAACCUUUUGGUUCUAACGUUUCCAACAUUUUUGGACAAACCACGCCAUCGACUACCAGUUCGUCUGUAUUUAGUCAAACCCCAACCACCACAUCAAACAUUUUCGCACAAAAUACCCCAACUACGAAUUUUUUUGGACAAAAUACUCCAACCACAAAUCUCUUUGGACAAAACACUCCCACUGCGACUCCUUUGGGUCAAGCUACUCCAACGACUGUUUUUGGUACAGUUUCAACCAAUACAACUUCCAGUAUCUUUGGCCAGAACACAUUAACCAAUACAACUUCGAAUCUGUUCUCACAAAACACCCCUACUACCACCGUCAAUAUCUUCGGACCGAAAAAUCCGCCACAAACCACCUCGAUGCUGUUUGGACAAAGUACACCAACCACAUCUACCAAUAUCUUCGGGGCAAAUGCUGCGUCAAACGUUUUUGGACAAACGUCAACUUCUGGGUCUAUUUUCGGCAACAAGACCUUUAAUGUGGCUGAAGAUAAAAGCCAAACUGCAGGUUUUCUGUUUGGCAAUGGAGCUACGCCUGCUGUUUCUACCAGUAACGUCGCCCCUAAAGUUCCUUCUACCACGGGCUUGAAAGAGACUGAUGAAGUUGUAUUAAAAUGCAAUUCUGACUUAUCGUUCGGAUCGUUGGCCAAAACGUCGUUAAAUGCAGAACCGCAGUUUAAAAAAGAUGAAUCAUUUUCGUUCCUUGGUACCGGAGCGCCAGUAUUUAAAAACGUCAAGAAAGCUGCCGACACCUCUAAAGGCGAAUCUGACGACGAAAAUAACACCUCGAACGCCAACGAAGAGUAUGAUCCUCACUACGAACCAAUCAUACCUCUUCCAGAAGCCGUUACAGUAACCACGGGAGAAGAAAACGAAGCCGUCGUGUUCAACGAGAGAGCCAAACUCUUUAGAUUCGACGCAGAUACCAAAGAAUGGAAAGAAAGAGGAGUCGGGCAGCUGAAGGUUCUUUGGCACCAAGAGAAAAAUACCUACCGGCUGGUGUUGAGACGCGAACAAGUACUCAAAGUAGUCCUCAACCAGCUCAUAACCCCCAAUUUCGAGCUCCAACCGAUGGCUACCAGCGACAAAGCAUGGAUUUGGGCCGGGUAUAACUACACCGAGGAUGAACAUUGCUUCGAAAAAUUGGCUGUACGAUUUAGAACUCAAGAAACGGCCGCUAAAUUCAGCGAUGCCAUCAGAGACGUUUUGUACAGUAUAGCCAAUUCGCCGAACAAAAGUGGGGAUCUUCCCGUCACUGUAGAAGAUUUCGGCAAUGAUAGAAGUCGGGAUAGCGAGACCCAAGAGGAUCCUUUGGAUCCAGAUAACGAGGAAAAUGAUGAUGAGUAUAAGUACGAUGAUGAUGAUGAAUACGUUGAGGAUGAAGAAUAUGAGAGGACUAUGUUCAGUAAGGAGUGUACUUUAAGCGAACUAGGCCCCGACAAUCAAUGGAAACCUGUUGGGACCGGAUACAUACAGAUAUUCUACGACCCUAAUAUAUUCGCUGCUAGAAUUAUCUUUAAUGAUGAGAAUGAAGCCAAUUUGAGUAGCACUAUGAUAGGAACAAAUUCCAAAUUGGAGGUAGAAAAUAAUGAAUGUACUUGGACGGCUGUUGAGUGGGCAGGAGGUGUUGGAGACAGUUGGAGGACUUUGAAGGCAACUUUCGACAGCGAGGCAUCCGCUGCAGAAUUUCAAUUGACCUAUGAAGAAGGAUACUCGUUUGCAGUCGACGUAAGUUUUGUAGACAAAAUUCCAGAAGAUUAAAGUUUCGUUUAAUGUAUUUACAGAUGUUUAUGUGUAUUUUUUUUUAACUAUUAAAAAUUAGAUUUUAGAA
Messenger RNA from Diabrotica virgifera virgifera (western corn rootworm), 8508 nucleotides. Its product is annotated as E3 SUMO-protein ligase RanBP2. The transcript has 13 exons. Gene Ontology annotation, cellular component: nuclear pore; cytoplasm. The coding region runs from base 168 to 8438 and encodes 2756 amino acids. The record is from RefSeq and is a predicted model, not a curated record. Gene Ontology annotation, molecular function: GTPase activator activity; protein binding. Lineage: Eukaryota; Metazoa; Arthropoda; Insecta; Coleoptera; Chrysomelidae. Gene Ontology annotation, biological process: intracellular transport.